Molecule: messenger RNA, 6647 nt
Organism: Engraulis encrasicolus (European anchovy)
Lineage: Eukaryota; Metazoa; Chordata; Actinopteri; Clupeiformes; Engraulidae
Gene: hdac5
Product: histone deacetylase 5
Exons: 25
Biological process (GO): negative regulation of transcription by RNA polymerase II
Molecular function (GO): histone deacetylase activity
Source: RefSeq, a predicted model, not a curated record
GUGUGUGACGUCAGAGCUGUAGUGACACUGGCAUGCUUGUGGAGGCCGGCGGUGCCGGGACUGUGCGCGAUGUUGCAGACCAUCUACGAGACGGAGUCCUGCUUCUCCUCCUCCGACAGUGUCGUCUCCUCUGGCAGGGGGGACCACCAGCAGCCUCUGGAGAUCCUUGCCCAGUCCCGAUCAGCCAUCAUGCCUAGUACCGCGGUGGAAAUGAAGACCUCGUUGCCGGGGGGACUGCGUAGCCCCGUGCGAGACUCGGGCGGCCCCGGCCCCGCCAUUAGCCCCGCUAGCAUUAGCCUUAGCCUCAGCAGCGUUAUCCCCGGCGGCGGCGAACGGGGCGGCGAGCUCAACCUCACCGCGCGCCUCAACGCCUCCAACAGCAGCGCGAGCAACAACAACAACUCCCCCUCCCCCAACAACGCCUCCUCAAACAACACCACCUCCCUCUCCAACAACACCACGUCCUCCAGCUCCACCUCCUCCUCCUCCUCCACCUCGGCCCCCGGCGUCGCGGUGGACCUGCGGACGGACGCGCGGGCGGAGGUGCGGCUAAGCGCGCUAGGCGGCAUGGACCCGGCGCUAACGGAGCAGCAGCUGCAGCAUGAGCUGCUCCUCCUCAAGCAGCAGCAGGAGCUGCAGAAGCAGCUGCUCUUCGCAGAGUUCCAGAAGCAACAUGAGCAUCUCACACGCCAACACGAGGUCCAGCUACAGGAGCACCUCAAGCAGCAGCAGGAGAUCCUGGCUGCGAAGCGUCAGGCGGAGCUGGAGCAGAAGAGGAAGUUGGAGCAGCAGCGACACGAGGAGCUGGAGAAGCAGCGGCUAGAGCAGCAGCUCAUCAUGCUGCGCAACAAGGACAAGGGCAAACAGAGUGCCAUUGCCAGUACGGAGGUGAAACUGAAGCUGCAAGAGUUUCUGCUGAGUAAAAAAGAUCCCACUCCUGGAUCACUCAACCAUUCCUUCACACAGAAGUGGGGUCAGCAUACCUCCCUGGACCAGAGCUCCCCGCCCCAGACGAACACUCCCCCCUCCUACAAGCUGCCGUCCCUCCUGGGGGGCUACGAGGGCAAGGACGACUUCCCUCUACGCAAGACUGCCUCUGAGCCCAAUCUAAAGGUGCGUUCUCGGUUAAAGCAGAAGGUGGCUGAGCGCCGCAGCAGCCCUCUCCUCCGCAGGAAAGAUGGCACAGUCAUCAGCACCUUCAAGAAGAGAGCCAUCGAGAUAUCAGUGUCGUCCAUGUGCAACAGUGCUCCAGGCUCGGGCCCCAGCUCCCCCAACAGCUCCAACACGGCCAUCGCUGAGAACGGCUCCAGCGGCUCCGUGCCCAACAUACACGCUGAGCAGCUGCGGUCUCUGCAUCAGUCUCUGAAUGCGGACGGCACGGUGAGCCCCCUGACGCUCUACACCUCCCCCUCGCUGCCCAACAUCUCCCUGGGCCUCCCCGCCAACUCGCACAUCACGAAGCUGCAGGAGGCUGAGCGGCAGGCUCUGGCGUCCCUGCGUCAGGGCGGGGCUCUGACGGGCAAGUUUGUGAGCACCACCUCCCUGCCCGCCUGCCUGCCGGCUCCAGGACCCCACGACACCGAGCCGCCCCAGACCAACUCGCACACACACUCCUCCCUACUGCAGCACGUCCUGCUCCUGGAACAGGCCAGGCAACAGAGCGCACUGCUCGCAGUGCCCAUGUACGGCCAGUCUCCGCUGGUGACGGGCGAGCGUGUGUCCAAUAACAUGCGCACGGUGAACAAGCUGCCUCGGCACCGCCCCCUGAGCCGCACCCAAUCGGCGCCGCUCCCCCAGAGCCCCCAGGCCCUGCAGCAGCUCGUCAUGCAGCAGCAGCACCAGCACUUCCUGGAGAAGCAGAAGCAGUACCAGCUCAACAAGAUCCUGUCCAAAGGGGCGGACCUCCCGCGGCAGCCUCCCACGCACCCUGAGGAGACGGAGGAGGAGCUGACAGAGACGGCCGAGAUGUCUGAGGAGGCGGAGCGCCGGGCCGAGGAGGAGGAGGGGCUGGACCUGGGCUUGCCACGGGAGCCGCGGCUAGAGAAGGAGGGCUCGGGCGAGACGUCACCGCCGUCGGAGCGCGUUCUGCCGCUGAAGGGCGAGAGCACCGAGAGCGACCUGGAGGAGGAGGACGAGGAGGACGAGGCCAUCGAGCUCAAGGAGGGCGACGACGACGGCCCCUACGGACAGUACUCCGAUCCACACCACAUCCAGCAGCUGAACGUGUUCCAGGCCUCGCUGUCCAUCACCGGCAUGCCACACAGACCUCUGGGAAGGGCGCAGUCCUCCCCGGCCUCCGCCAGCCUCAAGGGGGCGCCCCUGGUCGACGUUCCCAUCAAGCACCUCUUCACCACAGGUCUGGUGUACGACACGUUGAUGCUGAAGCACCAGUGCAUGUGUGGCAACACUCACAUCCACCCGGAGCACGCGGGGCGCAUCCAGAGCGUCUGGUCUCGCCUGCAGGAGACGGGGCUGCUGGGACGCUGCGAGAGGAUCCGGGGCAGGAAAGCCACACUAGACGAGAUCCAGACGGUACAUUCGGAGUACCACACGCUCCUCUACGGAACCAGCCCUCUCAACAGGCAGAAGCUGGACAGCAAGAAGCUGCUCGGGCCAAUGAGUCAAAAGAUGUAUGCCAUGCUGCCUUGCGGAGGCAUCGGGGUUGACAGCGAUACGGUCUGGAAUGAGAUGCACUCCUCGGGGGCCGUGCGCAUGGCUGUGGGCUGUGUCAUUGAGCUGGCUUUCAAGGUCGCCGCUGGAGAGCUCAAGAACGGCUUCGCAGUGGUCCGGCCACCAGGACAUCACGCAGAAGAGUCCACAGCCAUGGGGUUUUGCUUCUUCAACUCGGUGGCCAUUACUGCCAAGCUCCUGCAGCAGAAGUUGGGGGUGGGGAAGAUUCUCAUCGUGGACUGGGAUAUCCACCAUGGCAAUGGGAGUCAACAGGCUUUCUAUAACGACCCCAACGUGCUCUACAUCUCCCUCCAUCGCUAUGACGACGGAAACUUCUUCCCCGGCAGCGGAGCUCCCGAAGAGGUGGGCGUAGGGCCAGGUGUGGGCUUCAACGUGAACAUUGCCUGGACGGGUGGAGUGGAGCCCCCUAUGGGUGAUGUGGAGUACCUGACGGCCUUCAGGACGGUGGUGAUGCCGAUAGCCAAUGAGUUCUCUCCGGACGUGGUGCUGGUGUCGGCGGGCUUUGAUGCAGUGGAGGGCCACCAGUCUCCCCUGGGGGGCUACAAUGUCACCGCCAAAUGUUUCGGGCACCUGACUAAACAGCUGAUGAGGCUGGCGGGGGCGCGGGUGGUGUUGGCGCUGGAGGGGGGGCAUGACCUCACCGCCAUCUGCGACGCAUCAGAGGCCUGUGUGGCAGCACUACUGGGAGAUGAGCUGGACCCUCUGCCAGAGUCGGUGCUGCAGGAGAAGCCGUGUCCGAAAGCGGCCGCCUCGCUAGAGAGAGUCAUCGAGAUCCAGAGUAAACACUGGGCUUCGCUACAGCGGUUGGCUCCUACGGUGGGCCAGUGUCUGCUGGACGCCCAGAGGAGGGAGAAGGACGAGGCGGACACCGUCACGGCCAUGGCCUCGCUCACAGUGGACACGGAGCAGGCCGCCGCCACCGAGAUCAGGUCGGUGGAGGAGCCGAUGGAGGAGGAGCCGGUGCUGUAGGGCAGCGUGACCUGUCGCGACCUGCGGCGUCUCCCUUAACUACAGCAGCCCCCGUCCAUAUGAACACACAAACCCCCGCCGCACCGAGCAGCAGUGACCUUCGGGACACACCCUCUCCUCUCCUCUCCUCUCCUCUCUCCACACUCACCCCACCUCCCCUACUCCUCCAUCGGAACCCUACACACACACACACCAACUCACCUGUGCCUGCCUCACCUGUGACGCAACCACACAUACACACACACACACUCUCACAGGUGUCCUCAGGUCAGUGUACUGCGAUGAGUGGCUAUGUGUGAUUUGCACACGUGUGUGUUGGGGGAGAAUGAUGAACAGGAGAGAGAGGCAUCAAAUGCCUUCUCUCUCUCUCUCUCUCUCUCUCUCUCUCUCUGUGUAUCUCUCUCCGUCUCAAGGAGCCAGGGGAGGAUUUGAUUGAUUGACAGGUGGAUGAGCAGGAAGAGGCGGGACAUUCUGCCGAAGCCUUUUGUUUAUAUGACACUUGUUGUUAAUACGAUGUAUUUCUUUUUUGGAGCAAACUAAAGCACCAACAACAACAGAGGAGAAAAAAAAGAGACAAUGGCACUGGCGGAGUUGGUCGCCACAUUGACGGAAGCGACUGUGUACAUUUCCUGUGCUACUUUUUUCGAGGACGGAAAAAAGAACAGCGGUCUUCAGGACAUUUUUUUCAAAAUGGAAAAAGCCAAUAAGCAGCACAACUAUUUUACCAACAUAUAUACUCAAUAGUACACACACACACACACAUAUAAAGAGAAACACAUAUGUUAUAACCACCGCACACUGAUCCCAAAUGUGUUCUCUCUCUAAAGAAUAACACAAGACUUUUGAUGACAACUUUUUGGGGCUCUCUGUCACAAACAUGCAUACCUCUUUCCUCUACUCGACGUCUGUUGAUUGGAAUACAUGUUUGUCUGUACAAUAACAAUUUGUUCAAAGAAGCACACAAUCAAUCGUAUAUAACGGAUACGGUGUAUGUAUAGGCUUAUGUGGAUUCUGUACGUGUUGUACGUCCUGUAAACACGAGCUUCGUAUAUAUGAAUACUGUACAAUAUCUUCUUCAUGUGUGAUAACUGCUGUGUUUUGGGCUCAGGUGGCUGAUGGCCACCCGCGGACCCCUCCUCCGCCAUUUUGAUUUUUUAAGGCUGCUGUGCUGCCCUCGUGUUCACAGCGGCCAUAACCCAAUUGAAAAAAACAAAAACAACAACAACAACAUCAAAAGUAACUUUUAUUUUGUUCACACACUUUUGACAGCUCUUCAUACACACACACGCGUACCCACACACACACACUGGCACACAACCCACAGGUACGGGCAGUCCCGUGGGAGUGGGAGUGGCUUCUGAUCGUUGAGACUUUUUGUUUCCUGGCCUGGCCCUGAUACUGACUGACUGACCAGCAAUGGCAACUCGGCGCGCAAAAAAAGAGAGAUGUGCUUUGACAAAGAACGUGGUGCCUUUUCUGAGAAGUAGUAGUUUAAAGUAAAGAUGGCGAUAAUAAUGAUAAUAAUAAAGGAAUUCCACCAACAAUGAAAUGGAGAAAGGACAUUCUGCAUGCUUUACUCAACUCCCCAUCCUGCCCAUCCUUUAUCUGUUACUAGCCAGUCUCUUCGGUUGAAUUGCCUUAAUUUUAUUUUCCUUUUUAUUUUAAGAGCCCUUAAGCCAUACAGGCACUGAGCUCAGCAUGGGUAUCCCUGUCUCCCUCUCUGUCUCUUUUUCUGCUUUCUCUCUCUCUCUCUCUCUCUCUCUCUCUCUCUCUGUCUCUCUCUCUCUCUCUGCUCCGAGUGCAGCUCCUGGUCUAAGGGCUAUGGUCAUAUGGCCUGUUGCCUGAUGUUGUUUUAUUUCUGGCUCAUAGAUUGGUCCACUGCUUGUGGGCAGACAGUGGGCCUCACACACACACACACUAAGAAUAUCCUGAUAAUGCGACCAAGCUGUUUGUGAAUUCACUUCCUCUUGUCGCCUGUAGAUACCGCCAGCGUUUCCUUUUCGCUCGCCCAGUCCGGUCUUCUUUUUGGACAGACCGAGUUGAGGAUGAUGAUGAGCUACUUUUUUCCAUUGAUGAAAGGAAAACAAAUGUACAUGGUCACUUUUUUAUUAUGGACAUCUUUUUUGUAUAAAAUAAAAAACCGUGUAUAGAAAAUAAGAUUUAAACAGUCAGAUAUCAGUGUUGACCCAGGUCUUGGGUUUGACUGCUUCUCUGAAUCUGAAAAGAGGCGUAAUGUUUUGGGAGAUCAUAAGCACAGUGUAUUAUUUUUUGUGUUUUUGUUUUUUUAUUGAUGUAUGGAGUGCAGGAGUGCACAAUAGCCCCUUUUGUGCAGCAAAGCUCUAUCCUUUGUUGGGAAACACACGCACAGACACAAAAAGCAGGAUUUUGACUGACAAUUUAUUUUAGGCAAUAAGGUGUAGCACCACUUUACAAAUACACACAGACACACACAUACAACAUACACACACCCCUUUACACUUAGCCCAACAAAACUACAAGGUCCUUAGAGACCUCUGUGUCAUUUCUGUAAACUCCUCCCCAGUGUAUUUGGUCAUUGGUUUGGUCACCUGUCAAUCAAGGCUACUGUCCAGUCAGUUUUGGCAGUUUAUGCUUCUCUGAUCAGUGCUCAAGGUCACAAAUGAAUCUUAGCGAGCUGAGCAGAUAUUAUUGUUAACAGUUUAUCCACAAAUGAAUAUUGGUUGUUCAGAAGUUUAAAAAAAAAAAUCAAGAAAUGAAAUUGACGUGAAAGUGAAAACCAGGGUGGAUGUGGUGCAUUGUCUCGUUGUAUUUUUGAAUACAUUGCUGUUUGUCCACACAGUGUUGUUGUUUUUUUUUUAAAUUGUGGACCUGUGUGCAUUCUUAAUUCGUGUUCAAUUUCUGACACACAUUUCUUGACUCAUCACCCUUCUUUUUUACUUAUUUAUUUGGAGUCAGAAAUGAUCGCUGAGGAAAUUUGUGUGUACUGUUUCCCCCCACCUUUUUUUUUU